Messenger RNA from Aphanomyces invadans, 2100 nucleotides. RefSeq lists its product as hypothetical. Gene Ontology annotation, cellular component: nucleus. Gene Ontology annotation, biological process: error-prone translesion synthesis. Gene Ontology annotation, molecular function: DNA-directed DNA polymerase activity; damaged DNA binding. The transcript is spliced from 6 exons. The record is from RefSeq and is a predicted model, not a curated record. The coding region runs from base 47 to 2047 and encodes 666 amino acids. NCBI's taxonomy places the organism in Eukaryota, Oomycota, Saprolegniomycetes, Saprolegniales, Verrucalvaceae.
CCAUUUUGCAUUGAUCGCUCGACGCCGGAGGCCGCGGGGCGCCGCCAUGGACUCGUCCAAGGAGCACUUGUUCGUGUUUUCCAACCCAAAGGCUGGGAUGGAUGAUAUCGACCGCUCUACGAUCAACCAGACGAUCUACGAUCUGUCGAAAGACUCGGCGUUCUUCAAGAACUCAGUCGACAAGGACGUGCAAACGGACAAAAAGAUUGCAGCGAUGCGCACUCAACUGGGUGUGAAGCGGCGGCAUAAUCUAGUUGCCGAUGUUGACCAACGCGUGGCGGCAUUGGAAGCCAGUCGCGACUUUUCUCGCGUGCACGUCGUUGUGGACAUGGACAUGUUCUUUGCAGCGGUUGAAAUGCGAGACAACCCUUCCUUGGCUCACGUUCCGAUGGCGGUCGGUGGGAUGGGCAUGAUCUGCACAGCCAACUACGCCGCUCGAAAGUUUGGAGUGCGCGCAGCGAUGCCUGGCUUUAUAGCCAAGAAGCUGUGUCCGUCGCUCGUGUUAGUGCCACCGCACUUUUCAAAAUACGAGGCGGUAGCCCACCAAACGCGCGACAUCUUUCGAGAGUUCGAUCCGCAUUUCGUCGCUGGCAGUCUCGAUGAAGCAUAUUUGGACAUCACAAACUACAUUGCUUCCGUAUCUACCACCACGUUGGGUGGUUCUUCAGUGUGCGACCCCGACGCGAAAUGCUCUAGGGGAUCGGUAUCGACAGAAGCGUCGUCGACGCCCCGCGCAACUGCAGGUACGGUCGACAAACGAGCCAUGGCACUGCGGCGACAUCUCCAAAUUCAUGCCACGACAUUUUCAUUUGCGAUUCCAACGCAGUGCUCCAUGCAACUAGGCAAUGUGUUUGUGGUAGAACCGAAUGGGCAUGCAUAUGCCUUUGACGAAAAUACUUCCAUGGAGGAAAAGGCGGGUGCUGUGGUGCAGGAGCUCCGACGCCGUAUCCACCAAGCCACGCAGCUCACCGCGAGUGCUGGAAUCGCGUCGAUCCCAAAACUCGCCAAGGUAUGCUCCGACAUCAACAAGCCCAAUGGCCAAUAUGUCCUCCCAUUCAACCGUGAUGCAAUCGUCAAGUUCGUCCAUCACUUGCCCGUGCGCAAGUUUGGCGGGAUCGGCAAAGUCAAGGAGAAGCUGUUGGCCCAAGUGCUGAAUGUUGCGACGGGUGGCGACCUCUUUGCCCGGCGCUACGACAUCUUUCAUGUGUUUUCGGAAAUGUCAGCGCAGUGGCUGCUGCAGCUAAGUCUCGGCGCGUCGGCGUCCCCUUCCCACGAUGACGAUGGCGACCGACCGUGCCAAAAGAGUGCCAGCCGAGAAACCACGUUUCGUGCAACUAGCAGCUUGCAAGAACUCUUGGAACGGUGCCAAGUCCUUGUCAAGCACGUCCACAGCGAUCUCAACGAGCUCCAGCUACAAGGCCACUGCUUGACAGUCAAGCUCAAGACAACGCAGUUUGCAGUGACUUCGAGGGCUUGGACAUGCAAGUCGGCGCUUUCCCAACUCUCGGAGAUGCUUGACGUAGCUUGCCGAUUGUUGGUCAAGGAAUUCAAUGUGGCGGCGAAGAAGCAUGCGAAAGAUGCAUCCGGGCCGGUGACUUAUCGACUGUUGGGCAUUCGCAUGUCUAUGUUGAAGCCAGCACCUUCGUCUUCUGCGGGGGCAUGGGCCUCUCCAAUCCCAGCUACCUCCACAGCCGACCACGAUUCAGCACCGCAGCCCCCGUCUGUAAGACAGCUGAGCCUCCCUGGGGUGCUGCACCCUGCAUUGGUUCCCCGCCAGCUUUCAUCCACUGCACCACACGCCCACCACGACGCUACCCCAUCAUCGGAAGCGCGAGAACCGUGUCCCGUGUGUGGCUGCCACUUUGACGUGUGGAGUUUGUUUCUGGUGAAUGAGCACAUUGACCAGUGUCUGUCCAAAACGCGAUCACAGCCCCGACGCAACCAUCCUUCACACGUGGCCAGGGCUUUCAACAGCAACGCGAUUGCUCUGUCGGGGAGUACCUCCAAACUGUACUCCUCGCCGUUCUUUCAACCCAAGCCGACAUAACUGGGGCACGACAUGCCGUGCUUAACUUAAAUUGGACUGCAUGUUCAAUCGUC